UGGGGCUUUGCUCUGUGUUUUUCAUUUUUCCAUUUAUAGAGAUCUGUGUCAGUAUGAUCUCUCUAUAAAUCCAAACUUAUUAUUGCAAACACAACACCAUAUCGCAAAUCUAGAAAAGAUGGACAAGAACAAUUCUAAGUCAACCGUCGCUCCAAACUUCCUAUUCGUAACAUUUCCAACACAAGGUCACAUCAACCCAUCUCUCGAGCUAGCUAAACGUCUAGCCGGAACUAUCUCCGGCGCUAGAGUCACCUAUGCAGCUCCGAUCUCCGCCUACAACCGCCGUAUGUUCUCUCAAGAAAACGUUCCCGAAACCCUAACCUUCGCUACCUACUCCGAUGGCUACGACGACGGCUACAAGUCCUCGACUUCCUCCGACAAGUCUCUUAAAGACGCGACCGCAAACUUCAUGUCUGAAAUGAAAAGACUUGGCAGAGAGACACUAACUGAACUGAUCGAAGAUAACCGGAGACAGAACCGGCCUUUCACUUGCGUGGUUUACACGAUCCUUCUCACUUGGGUUGCUGAGCUAGCGCGUGAGAUUCACCUUCCUUCGGCUCUUCUUUGGGUCCAACCUGUAACAGUCUUCUCCAUUUCUUACCAUUACUUUAGCGGCUACGAAGAUGCAAUCUCAGAGAUGGGUACUGAUCCCUCUAGUUCUGUUAAAUUACCGUCUCUGCCACUGCUCUGUCUCCGUGAUCUCCCUUCUUUCAUCGUCCCUUCCGGUGCCUACGCGUUUAUCUUACCGGUGUUAAGAGAACAGAUUGAGUCACUGAAGGAAGAAGCAAACCCUAAGAUCCUCAUCAACACUUUCCAAGAGCUUGAGCCGGAAGCUAUGAGCUCUGUUCCAGAUAAUUUCAAGAUUGUCCCCAUCGGUCCGUUGAUAACUUCGACAACGGAUUCUUCGAGUCACGGUGAGUACAUAGAGUGGUUGGAUACGAUAGCGGAUUCGUCUGUGCUUUAUGUUUCGUUCGGGACGGUUGCAGUGUUGACCAAGAAACAGCUUGUGGAGCUUUGCAAGGCUUUGAUUCAGAGCCGGAGGCCGUUCUUGUGGGUGAUUACGGAUAAGUCGUACAUAAGGAAGCAAGAUGAGCAAGAGAAAGAAGAAGAUUGCAUAAGUAGUUUCAGAGAAGAGCUCGAUGAGAUAGGAAUGGUGGUUUCUUGGUGUGAUCAGUUUAGGGUUUUGAAUCACAGAUCGAUAGGUUGUUUCGUGACUCAUUGCGGAUGGAACUCGACGUUGGAGAGCUUGGUAUCAGGAGUUCCGGUGGUGGCAUUUCCUCAGGGUACUGAUCAGAUGACAAACGCGAAGCUUUUAGAAGAUAGUUGGAAGACAGGUGUGAGAGUGAUGGAGAAGAAGGACGAGGAAGGAGUUGUGGUGGUGGAGAGUGAGGAGAUACGGCGGUGCAUUGAGGAAGUAAUGGAGGAGAAAGCGGAGGAAUAUAGAGGUAACGCGGCAAGAUGGAAAGAUUUAGCGGCGGACGCUGUGAGAGAAGGUGGCUCAUCUUUUAACAAUCUCAAAGCUUUUGCCGAUGAGCAUAUGUGAUUCAGUCUCAGAGAUGUAUGUGAUUCAGUCUCAGAGAUGUACUUCUUAGUUCCAUUUCAUAAAAUGUUUUAAGUGGAUUCUUUUUUUAAAAGUUUGAAAUUUUCAUGUUUUUAUACAAUAUUUAUUGAUAAUUUAUUCUUUAGUGUCUUUCGUUGUUGGUCAAACUGUUAUUUACCACUAAGAUUAAAGCGGAUUACCAUAA
This is a messenger RNA of Capsella rubella, 1745 nucleotides long. RefSeq names its product UDP-glycosyltransferase 75D1. Bases 119 to 1543 code for a protein of 474 amino acids. Gene Ontology annotation, molecular function: UDP-glycosyltransferase activity. The record is from RefSeq and is a predicted model, not a curated record. The transcript has a single exon. Lineage: Eukaryota; Viridiplantae; Streptophyta; Magnoliopsida; Brassicales; Brassicaceae.